Molecule: messenger RNA, 5080 nt
Organism: Xiphophorus hellerii (green swordtail)
Lineage: Eukaryota; Metazoa; Chordata; Actinopteri; Cyprinodontiformes; Poeciliidae
Gene: homer1b
Product: homer scaffold protein 1b
Biological process (GO): G protein-coupled glutamate receptor signaling pathway
Molecular function (GO): G protein-coupled glutamate receptor binding
Source: RefSeq, a predicted model, not a curated record
AUGGAGGACGGCGAGCUGGUGAUCAGGCUCCCUGGGCGAUCCGACUCCCCACUGGGCAGCAGGGGUUCUGGUGGGGUAGGCGAGACCCUGGUGCUGAGGCACAAAGAGGUUCACCACUUCUUCUUUGUCCCCUUCAGGGAGCAGCCCAUCUACAGCACGAGGGCCCACGUCUUCCAGAUCGACCCCAACACCAAGAAGAACUGGCUCCCCGCAAGCAAGCACGCCGUCACUGUGUCCUACUUCUACGACAGCACGCGCAAUGUCUACCGGAUCAUCAGCCUGGACGGAACCAAGGCAAUAAUCAACAGCACCAUCAGUCCGAACAUGACGUUCACAAAGACGUCACAGAAGUUUGGCCAGUGGGCGGACAGUCGAGCGAACACUGUCUACGGACUGGGUUUCUCCACCGAGCAUCAUCUGUCAAAGUUUGCAGAGAAGUUUGCAGAGUACAAAGAAGCAGCGCGGCUUGCGAAGGAGAAGAGCCAGGAGAAGAUGGAGAUGGCCACGUCUCCCUCUCAAGAGUCUCCGGCCGGUGAGCUCGCCUCCCCCCUCACCCCUUUGACUCCCCCCAUGGAAAACAUCAACGGCACGGAUGAGAUCUGCGACACGACUCCCAACUCGGACAGCCGUCCGGAGCCGGCGCAGAACGCUCUGGCUUUCGCACACAGCCCGGCCAUGACAAAACACUGGGAGGCUGAGCUGGAGGCGCUAAAGGGGAACAACGCCAAGCUGACGGCGGCUCUGCUGGAAUCCACGGCCAACGUCAAACAGUGGAAACAGCAACUGGCUGCCUACCAAGAGGAGGCAGAGAGACUACACAAACGGGUGACAGAGCUUGAGUGCCAGAGUAACCAAACCCCGGUGAUCAAAUCCCAAAAGACAGAACUCAACCAAACCAUAGAGGAGCUGGAGAAUGUGCUGCGGGAUAAAGAAGAGGAAAUGGAGAAGUUAAAAGAAGAACUGGAAAACAUGAAUGACCUCAUGGAGCAGAAAGACACUCUGACUCAGAAGCUUGAAGAGACGGAGCUGCGCAGUCGGGUGCUGGAGGAGCAGCUAGCGGGAGCUGAGCAACGACUGGAGGAGAACCAGGAAGAGCAGGAGAGUUUCAGGAAGAGCCUGCGGACGCUGCUGGAGCUGCUAGACGGCAAGAUCUUUGAGCUGACGGAGCUCAGAGACACCUUGGCUCGUCUCAUAGAGGAAGCCAGCUAGAGACAGAGGGUGUCGACCUUCACAGACAGAGCCAUAUGAUGAUUUAUUUACAGCCCAGCACACAGACCAAUCCCACCCUCCAUAACUCCUCGUGUACCCUCACCCACAGAAAUCUGAGACAAUGCACUGCCCACACUCACAGUUUAAACACAAGGGGCAGCUGAUCCCUGAUUUUUACCUUGAAGGCAUCAGGUUCCUAUCUUCUGCAAGCACUCCUGUAGUUGAACACGAUGCAGGGACUACCUCAGCUUGCCUUCUGAUUGGCUGUCGUACACUCGGUCAAACCGGUCAAGCUCAGUUGUAGAGAUGCCACACACAUAAAAACAAACUGUGCCUCGGCGCCAUCUGCUGUCUGAAUGGGAGAGCUGCACCGUAGUGCGGAACAUUCACUCAAACACACAUUACUCCUCUUUAAAGCGGCCCUCCAGGGGAAAAUGUUGAAAGUCAUGUGGAAAUAAUUGCUGUUAAGACUUAAAAGAACUGCGCCAAAGCUGCCAAACCCCCCUCCACCCCCACCAAAAAAAUGUUGUCCUCUAACUAGCAGAUGCUUUGAUCCAAAGUGACUCACUGUACAGGGAAGUUUUGAACAGAAGAACCCAUGUUUGAGCCCGGGCUGCCGAGGAACGCAACCGCAUCGCUGAACAUCCCCAGCCUGGAUUUACGAGGCUGCUGGGAAAUGGAGUCUGACAAAUAUACAUAUAUAGUUUUUUCUUUUAGCUUCUGUAUGCCCCCCCCCCACCUUAUUACAAAAACCUAUAUGACAGAUAAGCAAUGAAUCUUCCAGAUGGCCUUUUUUCAUGCAACACAAAAAUUUGAGUGCUAUAGCUGAAAUGAGAAAUCUCGUAUCCAGACAGCUUCCACUAUCACAGUAGACAUGACCUGUCUUCCUGCCAAACUCAGUGUGGCGUGUGUGUCCUGAGGUUUGAUAUGAUCAUGUGCACUCGUAUAGAUGCAUCUAAAUAAACUGCAUCAACAAAAAGUUAUUUUAAACUAGUAAAAAAAAAAUUUAAACUGGAAUUUAUUAUUAUUUAGCUUGGUUACACAGAGAAUUAUGUUUUUUAAGUGUUUAUUUAUUUUACUUUGAUUAUUAUGGCUUACAGCAAAUGGGACCCUUAAAAUUCUGUUAAAACUAUAUUACAUAAGACCAAUAAAAAAUAAUCUAAAUACAUAAAUAUUUUGUCCAUAUGCUGCGUCUAAUAUGCAUUCACUAACUGGUUGAGGGUUUCUUCUUUUCAUUUGCACAAAUUACUGCAUUAGAGCUGCGUGACAUGGAUGUAAUCAGCCUAUAGAUCUGCUGAGGUGUUAAGGAAGCCCAGGUUGCUUUAAUAAUGGCCUUCAUUUUGCCUCCUUUCUUGGGUCUGAGAUUGAUAGAUUCUUAGGAGGGUUUGCUGACCAAUUAAGUUCUCUGCAAAAGAUCUGCAAAACAUACUGAACCACAACUGAAAAUGCAAAGCCAGAGAGAGUUAUACUGCAACCUUAAAGCUUCACUCGGAAGAAAUAUUUUGUAGGAUACCAUAUUUCAAGUGUACUGCAUUCACUCCCCCAAGCACGCAUACUGAUAAUGUAUUUAGAUAGUUCGAUAAAUUCUUGAAUAGACUUUUCUUUGCAAUUCAGAGCUCAUUCCUGUUUAUCACGCUGCUUUAUCUUUGUACUCAAAAGUUUAACUUUCUGAGGUCCAUGUGUAAAAUGCAACCUCCCCUCAAGUUGGAUUUUUAACUAGUAAAUUUGGAAGUUGCUGAGUGCGACCGUGGGAUUGUUUCUUGAGUGGGAAAGCCUCAAGUUCCACGGCAACCUCAAGAUCAGAAACCAAUAUGGCUGCUGCUGCACGUCAAAAACAGAGCAAGAGUUUUAAUUGUAAAGCAUUUACUUCCACUCCUGAUAGUGUGUAUCUCGUUAAACCAGAAUAAUGCUUAGUAAUGUAGAUGUUCAUUUAGUGCUUGAACAUAUUUAGCAACACAUUGUUUUCAUCGUGCUAACUGUAGUUAUCAACUAAUAGCAAACACAAACUUGUGGCACCGAGCUUGAGCUCAUGAGGCAAAUUUACAAUGCAUUAUGCUUCUGUUUCUACCAAACUUUUUCCUUCCACUUAACUUUUCAUUAGAAUUCUUGGAUACAGGGCUCUGAACAGCCAGCUUCUUCAGCAAACUGUCUUUCUCUCUUUGUGAAGGGUUCCCUGCUGAGACUUUUACAUUAAAAAACGUUUUUCUUUUAUUGUCUUGUAUAACAAUCCAAAUUUCUCAAGAAUUUUGUAUUAUUACAAACUGUGAGCCAUAAUCAUCAAAAUUAGAAAUAAAAGCUUGAAAUAUAUCACCUUUUAAUGAAACAAAUGACUUUUUCAGUGGUAUGCUAAUUUGUUUAGAUGAAUCUGUACUUGGGCACGUUGUGCUGUUAGAGAGGUCUGCACACACCCUCACACCCACACGCAAACACACACACACACACUGAGCAAUAUAAGACAGGCUCUAUACAACACCAACUCUAUCAGGUACUCUACUCAGUGGGCCCGUCCUGAAGGGUCAAACAUGAUUAAGCUGAUGCGCCCCCUCUCCAACAGAAAGUGUACCACUGACCGCAUUACUGUGUGGCAGCCCUGCGUGGUCCGAGUAGUGCAAACCGAAGGGCUUACAGAGCGUCAUCCUCAUGUCUGUAAAUCUCCACCCUCAGUGAAACUGGCCACCGAUUGUCACGCCUCAGAGGUGACUAUUCAACCGUUCUCAGUUUAUAUUCUUUUUCUCUUCUUUUUUUUUAAGUGAAGAUAUAACACUGGUGAUAUAAAUAUAAAACUGUACAACACAACUGUCUUACUCUUGCUGGCAUUGUAAAUGAAUGGAUGGACAAAUCAAAAUGCAGUAACACCCUGCGGUGACUUAUUGUUGUGUAUUAACCCACGGCUGAAAGCUUUUUCUCUGUAACACCAUGUAAUAACACCGUGUUACAAGUUUUAUACUCUUACUGUAUAAAAGCAGCUCUGAAGCCCUGUGAAAUCUUCAGUUCUCUCCCUCCAAAGUCAGCAAAAUUGUAUUUUUUUUUUUUUUUUUACAGAAGCUGUAUCUCGACAAGGUGCUGCUGGUCUUAUAUCUAUCUGAGCUCCCUGUUUGCACUGUUAUGACACCGUUGUAACUCCAUUAUAUGCCGACAGACUUGCAUUUAGCAUUAGCACAGUAUAAUUAUGUAGUUAAGAAACCUUCUGUAGUUAGUUACACAGGUUAAUACACUGGAAUAAGACUCAUGUAAAACGGGGAAUGUUACUUAUUUUCUGUCUGAUGUAUGUGUAGAGUGGAGUGACAGAGAUGAAAUACUUUAAUAUUAAUGCUAUUGUUAAUGAAUGCCUUUGUACAGUAGUGGAUAAAAUGCUUUUCAUUCUCCUGUUUUUGUAACUUAUGGUAUUUCAGUGUAGGUAUUAACAUUGUAUUUAGAGGUAUGAGAAGACUGGCAAUAUUUUUGACUAUUUAAAGUAAUUUUGAACUCAUGACAUUAAAGAGGUACCUCAGGCUUACGAGAUUUCUCAGAUUGGUGAUAUUUGGUCGUUUGCAGGUAAAGAGGUUUUGUUAAACGUUAUGGUUGAAAACAGGUCAAGAGGCCCACCUGGUUAAUUAAAGCUGUGAUGAAAUGGUAGAUGCAGUUCACUGCUCAGGGCAGCAUUUUGUCCAGGGGCAGCACGAGCCCAGGAUGAGGGGUUUGGGUAGCUAUCGCUCCGUCGCACCCCAAACAAGCUGAGGGUUUACACUGAUGCCUGCCUGUCAUGUUGUAUUUAGCAUCUGAGUCAAGGAUUCCCAUUUGGAGCUAAAUUAAAGGACUUUCACAUUUAGAAUUACUUGAACUGAGCAAACCUGAACUGGUCAGAUAUCGAUUAAUAAAUAUAUUGAGAUUA